CAAACCCCCACCCACCCAUCGCCACCCUACACUACUACUUCCUAAUAGCUAGCUAGCAAUCUAGCCAUGGCGAAGAAUUUCGCGGUUUUUAUCAUGGUCUUAGUUCUUGGGACUGGAAUGUUGGAAAGCUCGAGGGCAUUAAAUUUGUGUGGCAUGGACGAGGACGGUCUGCUGGCGUGCAAACCAUCGGUGACGAAGCCAGACCCGGUUGACCCUUCGCCGGAGUGUUGCCAGGCUCUUAAAGGAGCUGACUUGACGUGCUUCUGCUCUUACAAGAAUUCGAUGACGCUUCCUGCUCUUGGGAUUGAUCCUGAUCUUGCCAUGGCCCUUCCGGCCAAGUGCAACCUCACCACUCCUCCCGGCUGCUAAGGCUGGCACACAAUGCUCUGUGGACAACACCUGUGCUCUGGGCACUUAAUAAGGCAGAGUUUUAAUGUAUUGAUUAUGGGAAGUUGUAUAAAACUUCCAGUUGUGUUGGAUGUGUUCUUGUUGAAUGAAAUGUGUGAUAAAAUGGCUUUAAAAUUGAAAUGCCAAAAGCAUUCAAGCCCUUAAUUAUUGUGCUAUACUUCCAAAUUCGAGUAAUCAAAGGCAGCUUUAACUAAGAGGGUUAUAGCCAACCUACUCUACGACUUAUGGGUCAUAGGUGAGGCAUACCCUUCCAUCCCCCUUGUGAAAUUAGUAAACAUGAGCGUUUAUA
Rubroshorea leprosula is the source of this 697-nucleotide messenger RNA. The record is from the annotation of a GenBank genome assembly. Lineage: Eukaryota; Viridiplantae; Streptophyta; Magnoliopsida; Malvales; Dipterocarpaceae.